Messenger RNA from Racocetra persica, 603 nucleotides. NCBI's taxonomy places the organism in Eukaryota, Fungi, Glomeromycota, Glomeromycetes, Diversisporales, Gigasporaceae. The record is from the annotation of a GenBank genome assembly.
AUGGAAUCAAUUCCACAAGAAUCAUUUUCACCAUCAGAACUGUCACAGAUGUCUGUAGAUCUGGAUAAUUCUAAUGUGAUAGUCAAAAAUGAAUCGAUUAGAGACUUCGUUGAACAGCAGGAUUCUGAUCUUCCUGCAACCUCAUCUACACCUUCUGUUACAUCACCGAUACUUCAAUAUGAUACCACAUCUUCUGCAACAGAUACUGUAUCUAAUGUGGUACCAUUUGAAACUUUAUAUAAUUCAUCUUUUUCAUAUGAGAAUCCUCCAUAUCUCGGAGAUACUUCAUGUGAAAUUGAUCAAGAGCUUUUGGCUCGUUUAAUGUCGGAAAGAAAACAAUAUGAUCGAAAUAUGAAUCUGAACGGAUCUAGAUUUUACAACAAAGGAAUAACAAGUCAAAAUCGUCCUAAUAAUGGUAUACAGUAUAACUUUGAUUUAUUAGUGGAGAUUGUGCAACAUUCCGUGGUAUACAAUGAUGGUGAAGUGCCCUAUUGGCUACGAGAUUCGUAUGAUGCGACUUAUGGUACAUCUGAUUGGGGUGAAUCUGAUAUUGUGGUCAAUCCGGGUAUAGCAGUUGAUCAAAUAUUCUUGCUUGAUAUUUAA